UACGGUGCAACUAUAAAUACGAAGACGCUGGGUGUGUAAUUUUGCAUGCGGCAAAACAUUGAAGAUCAUGAAUACAAGAGCUUUUGUAGUGUGGUGUGUUUUGUUAGCGGCUGUUUUAGCCGCCACAGCUGUUGCUUCCGUCGAUGACGCAAAACAAGCUGGUGCAAACCAAGUAGACGAGUUAAAGUCAUCAUGUAAGUACGGGAACUGUGAACAUGGUGGAGAGAUUUCUUUCGAAGAAGCACAUAACGCUAAGAAUGAGCUCAACCAAGGAAUAGGUGGGUUCGAUGAAGUCAUUGGCGGGAAAGAGGAUGAAUCCAAAUACAACCAAGGCGGACAAAAGGGAGGCGGUGGAGGUGGCCGAGGAGGACAGAAGGGAGGCGGUGGUGGUGGCCAAGGAGGACACAAGGGAGGCGGUGGUGGUGGCCAAGGAGGACAGGGUGGACACAAAGGAGGAGGUGGGGGUGGUGCCCAAGGAGGACGCAAAGGAGGAGGCGGGGGUGGUGGCCAGGGAGGACACAAAGGAGGAGGCGGCGGUGGUGGCCAGGGAGGACACAAAGGAGGAGGCGGCGGUGGUGGCCAGGUAGGACACAAAGGAGGAGGAGGCGGUGGUGGCCAGGGAGGACACAAAGGAGGAGGCGGCGGUGGUGGCCAGGGAGGACACAAAGGAGGUGGCGGCGGUGGUGGCCAGGGAGGACACAAAGGAGGAGGAGGCGGUGGUGGCCAGGGAGGACACAAAGGAGGUGGCGGCAGCGGAGGAGGUAGAGGAGGUGGAGGUGGUAGUGGACGAGGAGGCGACGGCGGAAUGUAGAUCUAUCUGCAAAUAAAUAGGAAGUGUUUUUAUCUUGGAGCGCAAGGUAUUAUGUAUCUUAAACAACAAUAAAGUUAUAUGUAACAGUGUGCACAACCUCACUUCGCCGAGUGUCUAUAGGCUUCGGCACAAUGAAAGUUUUAUGUUUUCCUUAA
Messenger RNA from Brassica napus (rape), 966 nucleotides. Its product is annotated as glycine-rich cell wall structural protein 1.8. Lineage: Eukaryota; Viridiplantae; Streptophyta; Magnoliopsida; Brassicales; Brassicaceae. Bases 68 to 811 code for a protein of 247 amino acids. The record is from RefSeq and is a predicted model, not a curated record. The transcript is spliced from 2 exons.